Molecule: messenger RNA, 1470 nt
Organism: Theileria equi strain WA
Lineage: Eukaryota; Apicomplexa; Aconoidasida; Piroplasmida; Theileriidae
Exons: 1
Coding region: 1-1470 (489 amino acids)
Source: RefSeq, a predicted model, not a curated record
AUGGCGACUAUAGUGAGAAUUGGGCCAAGUUUCACGCCCAAAAGGUCCCAAAACGCAUCGCACAGCUCAGGCCUAAUCGUUACAGGCGCAAUCGACGACCCAUUUUGCAUUUCCUCCGAACUCACACCGAGCAUAGGCUCACGCAACGGGCAGGGCAGCUCUUGUAGAGAGCCCAUGAGCACGCCAGAGACCAGGAAGAAGGAUCUGGUACAAGGAGUUUUUUCUAGACACGCCAGCAAGUCGACUUCCGUGGAGGCAAUACAGCCACUCAAGGGGUUUCUAUCGCCCGUGGACAAGUCAGAGGAGGCGUCUGAAAAGGGCUCAAGAUCGACUCUGUACAGCGACUCUUGUGCGCCAGUUGUGACGCUAGAGGAUGGUCGUCAAGACGAUGAAUCCACUCAGACUGUUUUGGAGUCUUCAGCUUCGUCGGAAACUCCCGCAACAAACGCUCAAUUUUACACGUGCAAACAAAUGAUUGAGAUUUCACCAAAGAGAAUAGAGGACAAUUAUGAUCUACCACUUUUCUUCCUAAUCAGAUUUGGGGGUCCGGCUUCGUCAGUUGGUGCCUCUGUGCUUAGAGACGGUGAUUUGCUCAAGACUUCGAUCCUCUCCAAGCUCAGUUACGAGGAAAUGUACAGAUACUAUGCAUGCAUGUACAAGAGACUGCACGACAACGUCAUGGCAAAGAAUUGUGGAAAGAACCUAGACAAGACCAAACUCCACAGGAAAAUGUCACGUGAGAUACCUACUAAAACUUGGCAGAACCGAGAGAAUCUAUACAGCCAAAUCGUGACGCAGAGCACGUGGAAUCCCUUUUCCAUUUUUGGCUCCUCACCUCCAUACGCAAGCCUGCAGGACAUCUUUAACAUCAAAUCCAUACAGGAUUACGUAACUCCAGAUGUUUUUGGUAGAAUGUGCAGGGUUUUGGGCCACACGAGGCACACGCUGCUCGAGUAUUUGGAAAGGCACUGGAAGAAGGAAUCCUACACCGCCAACUGGAAAGAGGACCCUCUUUUACACGAGGAAGUUGUCUGGUACCUCAAGGCAACUGGAAAGACUGUGGACAAGUCUGAAUCAGUCUACACGUUGCAGAAAUGCUACUGUGUAACUCCAAACCCAAACAUUCGCUACAAUUGGAACGAUCCAAGAAACGCCCAUAUAAACCAGGAAAGACGAAGAAUAUCCACGUGGCAACCGAUGGUUGGAGAUGAGGAAAUCAAGAGGAUUGACGUGGAGCAGCUUCUGGAGGAUAUCGAGUAUUACAAGAGGAGCAGAGAAGAAUGCUCAGACCUCUGUGGAGGGUACCUGGAGAGCCCACAAGGCUCGCAAUACACAUCGCAACACGGGCACACAGAUUUUAAUGCCAGAGACGAGGAGAAUACGGCGCAGGAAUGGACGAGUGCCGGGAAGCGCCUCUGCCGGCAUGCCCCUGAGGAGGGACUCUGGUCUGCCACUCAGUUUAAAUCAUAA